CUGCCACUAAACAAUGUAACAUUCUAUAAACCUGCACCCCAUGACAACGCCGGCAAUUACAGAAUGACAAAUAUAAUAUUAAUCGAAAAUGUCUAAGGAUGAAUACGUGAUUCGCAUCUUUGAUGGAAUGAUGCAUUCACAAGUUUGACUUAAAGCCAAUUGAUUGGCUACAACAUUUGAGAUGACUAAAUCCCUUUCCAGCAAGCUUCCUAGUCCUUAAUAUUAUCAAGUUGUCACUAACAACAAUCUUUCCCCCACACUUUCCUCCAUUCUUACAACGAAUCCAACGAGACAAAGGAACACAACAAACCUGAAAUUUCCACGUUACAGCACACACCCUUUUGCUCUUAGAUCAUCAGUAGGUGCCGCUCUUCCCCCCAUAUACAUUUAUAUAUAUACUAAAUCCUUACGAAUACACACAUGCAUGUUGAGAACAACCAAAUUAUAGUGAGCAGCUAAAGGGGCAUGGAACAAGCAUAGUUAAACUAUUUGACACACAUCUUUGAGAAUUGAAGAGAAGCAGCAAAAAGAAUGGCGAGAUUGAAGGUGUUGUCAGCUCUUGACACGGCAAGAACACAAUAUUACCACUACAAAGCCAUAAUCAUUGCAGGGAUGGGACUCUUCACUGAUGCCUACGACCUCUUCUCAAUCACUCUCAUCACCAAAAUGAUUGGAAGGAUAUAUUACAGCGACCGACAUGUCGAAAGCCAAUUUGAGACCGAACCGGUGGUCGCAUCCACUUUGGUGACCGUCGCGCUUUUAGGAACCGCCAUCGGCCAAGUCGUGUUUGGCAGACUCGGCGACCUCAAAGGACGACGCCAUGUCUAUGGCGUCGCCUUGUUGUUGAUGGUCUUCAGCUCCUUGGCUUCUGGCUUCUCCAUUUGCAUAAGAAGAACCUGUGUUCUUCUCAGUCUUGGCUUCUUCAGGUUUUUGCUGGGGCUGGGUAUUGGUGGAGACUACCCAUUAUCGGCGACAAUAAUGUCUGAGUUUGCGAACACGAGGACAAGAGGGUCAUUUAUAGCGGCGGUGUUUUCGAUGCAAGGAUUUGGCAUACUGGCAAGCUCCACCGUUACCAUAAUCGUCUGCUCCAUAUUCCGCGCCGCGUCUAAGCACUUGUCGCCGCUUCAUACGCCGUCCGAUGCUGACGUUGCAUGGAGGUUGAUACUGAUGCUUGGUUCUGUUCCCGCAGCCAUGACUUACUACUGGCGUAUGAUUAUGCCCGAAACUGCGAGGUAUACAGCGUUGGUGGAACAAAACGUGAUGCAAGCAGCAAUAGACAUGGAGAGGGUUCUUGAUGUAACACUGAGCCAGAUUGCUGAAGAACAUCCAUUGCCACCACACCCACAUCCCUACCCUCUCUUUUCAAGGGAAUUCCUUCGCAGGCACGGUCGUGACCUGUUUGCAUGUUCCUCUACAUGGUUCCUGGUGGACAUUGUGUUUUAUAGCCAAGUCUUGUUCCAAAGUGAAAUAUACAAGCGCUACCUUGAUGAGAAAGAGGGAGUGGAUGUGUACAGCGAGGCUUUCCAUGUUGCUUGGAUCCAAGCCGUUAUCGCUGCAUGUUCCACCAUUCCAGGCUAUUUCUUUUCAGUUUACUUGAUUGAUAAGUGGGGAAGAGUCAAAAUCCAAAUGAUGGGUUUUUUCUUCAUGGCAUUGGCUUUUUUUGCCAUAGGGAUUCCCUAUUACUCAUAUUGGACCACUGACAAACAUGAGAAAAAUAAAGGGUUCAUGGUUCUUUAUGGUCUUGCUUUCUUUUUUGCCAAUUUUGGACCCAACACAACCACUUACAUUGUCCCAGCUGAACUUUUCCCUGCAAGGUUUAGGUCCACGUGUCAUGGCAUUUCUGGGGCAGCUGGGAAGGUUGGGGCAAUCAUUGGAUCUGUUGGGUUUCUUUGGGCUUCUCAUAGAACAAAGGAGGAUGGGUACCCUAAGGGAAUUGGGAUGAAAAAGUCCCUUAUUAUACUUGGGGUGUUGUGCAUAUUGGGAAUGUUCAUCACUUUCUUUUUCACUACGGAAACCAUGAGAAGGUCUUUGGAAGAGAAUGAGGUUGAUUCUAACGAAGCUGAAGAGAAUAAUGAUCUUUGAUUUAAUGCAGGUUUGUAUGAAGUUUUCAUGGAUUGCUGAAAUCUUUUAUUAAUAAGCGUUAGAUAUCAUAAUAUAAUAUUUUUAUAAAUAUAUCUAACGAGUAUUGAUAAAGGAAAGAUCUACUAAUUUUAUAUGAAAUUUUAUUUGAAGAGUUGUAUAUACGUAAUCUUUUCCUGAAGUCUUCUUAAUUAUAGUCAUGAACCUCUAUUAAUGUUCUUGAAAUUUAUUCCAUAUUUUCUGUAUGAAUUUAGGUGACAAGCUACUUUCUACUCAUGGCCAAAAUUCCUUACUAUUACCAGUUUUGAUUAGAUAAAUUAUUUUGUCAAUCUGUUAACAGUUUUGGUAUUCUCUAUCAAUUAAGUCACAUCAUUCACUUAGCACGAUCAAUGGUUCUCCGUCGAAACUGUUUUUCCUUUUUUUCACUCUCGACAAGAACAAUUAUAUGAUGUUGAGUAUAAAGAAUAGAUACAACUGGCGAGGAAAUAAAAUUAAAGAACUUGAUUUUAUACUAAAUAUAUAUAAGCCGUUACAUAUGAAAAUGUCAACAUGAGCAAUGAGAGACAACGCUAGUUGGCAUUGAUUGUCAUUUCCUUCAUUCUUUUGUAGACUUUCUGCCCCAUGCAUGCAUUUCCAAGAACCUUACAAUAUGAUUUUGAUGUCCAAACCAGUUGAAUUCGUUCCAUAUCCAAAAGAAAAAACCAUUACGUCUUAAUAAUCAAAUUAACAUAGGCAUUAAAAUUCUUUUCAUGCUUAUCCAACACGAGAAGAUCACUCCGCCCCUCAAACUAAAAAAAAUAUUUGGUACAAGUUUUUUGAACAUAAAUCACUUCAAAAUCAAAUAAUAAAUGUAUAGAAAAGAUAGAAUGGGUCAGUUGUAGUUAAAUAAUAAAAUAGUAUGUACAUAAAUGCAUGAACAACGCUUUCGCAUUGAACUUAAAGUUGUGACUGUGGUCACAAUAAUGCCACGGCACCUCGGGAAAGUCAAGUCAACAGUCUUCCCCGGACAAGACUCGGGAACGCUGGAGCCGAUGGAUAAUUACGUAAGGAAAUGUGGUAACUCCUACGUAAGUUCUUUAUAAUAAUAAUAAUUCUUGCAAAUAUCGGAAAAAAUAAUAUGAUAAAAGAGCAAAGAAAGAAUAAUAAAAUGCAUUAUGAGAAUUUAUUAUAUGUCAUUUGUCGUCACAA
Abrus precatorius (Indian licorice) is the source of this 3267-nucleotide messenger RNA. RefSeq names its product probable inorganic phosphate transporter 1-9. Gene Ontology annotation, cellular component: membrane. The transcript is spliced from 3 exons. Gene Ontology annotation, biological process: transmembrane transport. NCBI's taxonomy places the organism in Eukaryota, Viridiplantae, Streptophyta, Magnoliopsida, Fabales, Fabaceae. The record is from RefSeq and is a predicted model, not a curated record. Bases 532 to 2082 code for a protein of 516 amino acids. Gene Ontology annotation, molecular function: transmembrane transporter activity.